UACCGCAUACGCGAAUCAAGAGCACAGAAACACGCUUAAACACGCUCUGCGCAUAUCGGCUACAGCCAACGCUCUGUACUGUGGCAGUGCGUGCAGGCAAAAAUUCGAAAGUUGCAGGAGCGUGCCGCGUGCAAAUCGACGAUUCUUGCCUUGGCUGCAACCGUCUUGCAUCGUGCGCCUCAUUCGCUGCAGUCAGAUCACUGUGUAUUGACUAAAUCACACGUUUUCCGUAGCAUUUUGCACCCGUCUCACCACUCACGUAAUAUUCCAACCUAGGUCACUGUGUUGUAUUUUCAUUUGCACAUUCCUGUGUGAAGUUUUGUUAGUUUUUGAGUAUUUUGGUGUGAAAUGGCCCGCACAAAGCAGACUGCCCGUAAAUCCACUGGUGGCAAGGCGCCCCGCAAACAGUUGGCCACGAAGGCCGCCCGCAAGUCGGCCCCCUCCACCGGGGGCGUCAAGAAGCCCCAUCGCUACCGUCCCGGGACGGUGGCGCUGCGUGAGAUCCGGCGCUACCAGAAAUCCACGGAGCUGUUGAUCCGCAAACUGCCCUUUCAGCGUCUGGUCCGCGAGAUCGCCCAGGACUUCAAGACGGAUCUGCGCUUCCAGAGCGCCGCCAUCGGCGCCCUGCAGGAGGCCAGCGAGGCGUAUUUGGUGGGGUUAUUUGAGGACACCAAUCUGUGCGCCAUCCACGCCAAACGCGUCACCAUCAUGCCCAAAGACAUUCAGUUGGCCCGUCGCAUCCGCGGAGAGCGCGCUUAAUUCAGGGAAGUAAAAAUCCUGUGCGCACGGAGAAAACACGGAGUAUUCCGGAAAUGAUCGUCAAAUCCGUGGAAAAUGUUUAUCCACGUUGUGCAAUCUUAAUAUUUGGUGUCUAAUCAGUCGCGCUGUUGUAUUCUGUUUUUUUUUUGUUUUCUUACGUCUUUAAACCGGGUUUUAGUCAGUCACCGGCGCUACCUCCCGCGGCCGCCGUCCGCGGCGAUUACUCCUUGUUUUACCGGGCAUUUUUCCGUCUGUGUCUCGCUGCUGUUCCUCGGAUUCUCAUUUUUGAACGUUUUGCUUUUGAACUGUGUGGCAUGUGCGCAGCGUUUACACUUGGUCUCGUUCGUAGUCAGUGAGUCUGCUAUUCCUGUAAUAUAAUUAUUAUUUUAUCGAAACAAAUCGGUUUUCACCCAAUACACGUGUCCGCCUCA
This is a messenger RNA of Paramacrobiotus metropolitanus, 1190 nucleotides long. RefSeq names its product histone H3.3A. Gene Ontology annotation, cellular component: nucleosome. Gene Ontology annotation, molecular function: DNA binding; structural constituent of chromatin; protein heterodimerization activity. The transcript has 3 exons. Bases 349 to 759 code for a protein of 136 amino acids. NCBI's taxonomy places the organism in Eukaryota, Metazoa, Tardigrada, Eutardigrada, Parachela, Macrobiotidae. The record is from RefSeq and is a predicted model, not a curated record.